AUGAAUAUUGUUAAGUCCUUAUUGCUCAUAUAUAGUUUACUUGCUAUGCCAACUUUAUAGUGUAGUCAAUCAUGUUUUUGCAGAAAAUAUUUCACAUUAAGGAUUCGUACUUAAAUUAGAGGAUAAUAUAAAAAUAUUUUAUAAUAAAAUAAUGGAGCAUUGAUUUCUAAUAGAAAUUAAAUUAGCUUUGCAGGUAAUUAGUUCAACCGGAGUCCUUUAAGAUCAGAAGUUUAUUAUGUAAAUGGAGGACGAGGAUACACUAGUUAAAUUAUAGGAAGAUAUCUGAUAAUUGAUUUACCAUAAACUUAUGAGAUUAAUACAAUCAUAUUUUGGGUUUAUGAUAGAGAUGCUACUUUACGAAGGUUUAAUUUAUAGGUCUAUAUUUAAAACUCUCAAGGUCAAAGACAAUUAAUUUAUUAAAAUACAGCAGCUACAAGUAUAACAAAAAUAAAGUUUAAUGACACUUUUGUUAAAUAAAUACUGUUUUAUAAUAAUAAUGGAAGUUCAUUGAAUUAAUAUUUACAUUUCUUAAAUUUAUAAGCAUAUUUUGAUUUUUGA
Messenger RNA from Paramecium pentaurelia, 558 nucleotides. The record is from the annotation of a GenBank genome assembly. Lineage: Eukaryota; Ciliophora; Oligohymenophorea; Peniculida; Parameciidae.